UCAAUAUUAUCUUAUUCUGUUGAUACCGGUGGCUGAAGCCUGGAUUUUUCGAGAAAACUUAAAAACUAAUGUCUUAUACAGAAAGUAAUUGAAAAAAUAUAUUAUUUCCUGCCUACAAGUGAGAUCACAAUGCCGCAAGCUCGGCGUAAAACACCAUUCAGCGGGAAGGCUAAGAAACAGCAGUUACAAGAAAAGAAGCAAAACAAGACCUUGCUUAUGACCACAUCAUCGGGCACGAAUUCCUAUGAUGUGGUCUCAGUCAACUACCAACCGAACCGGUCCAGGGGUCGCGGUGAUGCGAACAGAUACGCCCUCAAAUUCUACCGGGAAACGGAUGAAGAACUCAAGCUGAAGAAAGAAGACGCACUAAAAGCUCUCAACACCGUAUCGGAGAAAGAGAUGGAAAUAGAUCCGACUGACUAUUUCCCGAAGGAGUUGUCAUUCCCGAAGCGACCUCCAUGGGACUUCAGCAUGACUCCAGCGGCACUAGACGCGCAGGAGCAGAAAUAUUUCAGAGAGUACAUCCAAGCCCUUCAAGCGUCCCCGUACUGGAACGAAAUGUCCUAUUUCGAAUUGAAUCUGGAGACCUGGAGGCAGCUUUGGCGUGUGCUGGAAAUGUGUGACAUUCUAUUGCUUAUCGUUGAUGUCAGAUUUGCAGGCAUGAUGUUCCCACCGUCCCUCUACGAGUACGUCGUGAACGAGCAGAAGAAGAAUAUGAUACUGGUCUUAAACAAGAUAGAUCUCGUCCCAGCAUCCGUCGUGGCCGCUUGGAAGGACUUCCUAACGAAGAGAUGCCCCGGACUCCGGGUGGUUUACUUCACGUCGUGCCCCGGGUACAACCUGGCCGGGGGUAGCAGCGACAAAGGCGGCCUCCAAGUGAGGAGGCGCAAGGGCCGCCAGCGGAUGUGCGCGGAGGGGGCCACGAAAAUACUUGAAGCGUGUAAAGAUAUAGUCAGCAACGAAGUCGACCUGAACUCCUGGGAUAGAAAGAUUAAAGAGGAAAUGGACCUGGAGUUCGAUGAAGAUGAGGAAACGGAAGUCGGCGAAACGAUUUUGGAAAAAUCCGACACCACGUUCUACACCCACGAGAGAUAUAAGAAUGGUAUUCUGACGAUCGGCUGCGUGGGCCAGCCGAACGUGGGCAAGUCGUCGCUGAUGAACGCGAUCAUGGGGAAGAAGGUCGUCUCCGUCUCCAGGACUCCAGGUCACACGAAGCAUUUCCAGACUAUUUUCUUGACGCCUCAGGUCCGUCUGUGUGAUUGCCCUGGACUUGUGUUUCCGUCGAAAGUGCCUCGGUCCAUACAAAUCCUCAUGGGCUCAUAUCCAAUAGCGCAGCUCCGCGAACCAUAUACAACUAUAAGAUAUUUAGCGGAGCGAUUGGACCUUCCGUCCCUUCUAAGGAUGAGCCACCCGGAGAACGACGACACGUGGUCGCCCAGAGACAUCUGCGACGGAUGGGCCAAGAAACGUAGCUACCUAACCGCGAAGUCUGCUAGAUUGGAUACAUACCGAGCAGCGAAUAAUAUAUUACGGAUGGCGUUAGAUGGAAAAAUAUGCCUGUGGCUCCGACCGCCCAACUUCGCAGAGGAGAGGGAUAAAUACGAGAACUGCGAUGAAGUAAAAUACGUGAAAUGGGUCCAAGCGUUGACCGACGCUGAAGCUGUACCGACUCCAUCGGAUUCUGGCAACGAGAGGUCCGCAUCUGAUGAAGGAAGUGAUGAAACCGAUGAUGACGAUCAAACCGAGAUCGCUAAUAAAUUCGCAGCGCUCGCUAACGAUGAUUAAAUGAUGAACAGAAUUUGUUCUUUAUUAUUGAUGUGUAAACCUAGCGCUUGGUUUUUUUUUUAUAGAAUAGGAAGGCUGACGAGUCUGACGUCUGGGUAGGUACCACCCACUCAUCAGAUAUAUAUAAUUUUUGGGUACGUAUAAAGGUAGGCUGGUAAAAGUGGCCACCAUGGUUCAUAAAAUAUUCCUUACAUUGCUAAUACGCCAACCUUGGGAACUAAGAUAUAUUGCCUGUAGUUACAUUGGCUCACUCACCCUUUAAACCGGAACACAAUACUAAAUAUUGCUGUUUAGCGGUAGAAUAUAAUACAAGUGGGUGGUACCCAGACAGGCUUGUACAAAGCCCUACCGCCAAAACUAAAGAUUUUUUCCAAAACGAACUCAUAGUUCCUGAGAUUAACGCAUUCAAAUAAACACUCUACACUAACUUUUCAGCUAUAUAUAAUAAAUUAGAUUAAAAAUUAUUAUAUUUAAAUAACGUAGCUACAUAUAUAAAACGCAGCUAAACUUAUUAAUAUAUUUUUAAGUAAUAUAUAAACUAGCUAUGGGAGUCAAAAUUUUAAUUUCCAAUGACAACGUUUCUAUGUGUAACGUUUAUUGAAACGUUUCUGACGAAUCUAUUUGUAACGUGUGCUGAGAUGGACUCGUGUGCCGUGACGGCAUGACGUCAUGACGCUCUCUUAUGACGUCACGUGUCUCCGCUUUCUCUUCCCUUGUAUGUGUACGUAUACUAUAUACUUCGUUGCUAUGUAUUAUUAUAUUAAUAAGAAAAUUUAUUUAUUUUAUUGA
Messenger RNA from Nymphalis io (European peacock), 2574 nucleotides. It is a transcript of the gene Ns4, whose product is annotated as guanine nucleotide-binding protein-like 1. The transcript is spliced from 12 exons. Lineage: Eukaryota; Metazoa; Arthropoda; Insecta; Lepidoptera; Nymphalidae. The coding region runs from base 130 to 1785 and encodes 551 amino acids. The record is from RefSeq and is a predicted model, not a curated record. Gene Ontology annotation, molecular function: GTPase activity; GTP binding.